Molecule: messenger RNA, 6883 nt
Organism: Drosophila bipectinata
Lineage: Eukaryota; Metazoa; Arthropoda; Insecta; Diptera; Drosophilidae
Gene: Exn
Product: Ephexin
Biological process (GO): activation of GTPase activity
Molecular function (GO): protein binding; guanyl-nucleotide exchange factor activity
Source: RefSeq, a predicted model, not a curated record
GAUCAUACUCCGACGAGCUCCAUCGGCGCGCGGUUCGGAUCCGUUUUGGUUCGAUUUACUUCACAAAUAAUUAUUAUCGAAACCGAUUGAGUGGCGCGACGGUUGGUGUGAUUGAUUGCUGUCAGUGGUAUAUCUGCAGCUUGCCAAGAAAAGGAAAUUAAAGAGUGUUAUCAGAAAGAGAAAUAAGAAAAGUAAAAGUGGAAAUAUGUGGCAAGUGGCUGGGGCCUGGUCCCCAAGUGGCAGCAACGGCAGCUUCUGCCGCGGAAAGUGUACAAAAGAUUCGCCACCAAAAGGCCAAGAUAAAUAGCAUUAUAAAUUGAUAAAAACCGUCAUAGUGAUUUGUAUAUGAAAGCGUGAAAGAUAAUAAUACCGGGUCUCAUUCCUUAUAUAACAAUUGAAUUAGUCUACUAUUUGCAUAUAAAUAGAAGAAAGCGAAACGCUUCUGCGUGAUUGAUUUAAAACAACAUUAAGUGCCAAUAUUGGAAUUUUAUUCGGAUUAUAUUACAAUGAACGGCCUCAAAAUGCCUCGAGGCAACAGCAACAUCAGAAGCAGAAGCAGCAGCGGCAACCCCAGCCGCAACACCUGCACCAGCAACUUCUUUGCUGACAGCUUCUUGGAUAGCCGAGUACGUGAUCGUUUUCUGGCCAAGAUCAGAGCAAAUCAGCGCCAUGGCGAUGUCACCUUUUGUCUUGGAUGCGGCUGCGAUCGCCCCUUCUCGUGAUCUCAAUGGCAAUGCAACAGCAACUGGCAGUGGAAGUGCAAGUGCAAGUGCAACAUCAGCAUCGAAUUCGCCGCGAAAAACGAAAAAGACAAUUAUCAAUUGGCUGGUGAACAGUGACAACAACAAUCGGUUAACGUGCGAUAACCCCAAAAGUAGUAAAAGCCAAACAAAUCCAAAUCCGAAUACGAAUCCGAAUCCGAAUCAUAACCCUAAUCCGAAUCCGAAUCCAAAUCCAAAUAAUAAUUGCAGCUGCGAGUCGCGCGCGUUUCGCGAUUUCCGCGGUGUCCAAACCCUCCGCUUGUUGUGGAGCAAGCGCAUCAAGAGUGCCAGCGAGGACCACGCCCACUACAGUGCCCACUCCCACGCCCACGCCCAUGGGGCCAACCCCACAUUGGGCACCCUGAAGAAACUGAACAAGAGUGUCAGUUGUCUGGUGAAUGUUUUCAAUAAUUCACGAGACUUUUCCACGCCGGAGAAAUCGCUGGCCAAGCGCACGGCCAGCCUGCACAACUUGCAGGACUCGAAGCACCUGCUGCUCCAGAAGGAGAAGGACAACUUCUACAAGUACAAGAACGCCGAGCAGGCCAGAAUGCAGGCCAAGUUGAAGCGCGUCAACGACGAGGCGAGUGCGACAAUAGCCGCCGGCGAAAGCCGCGAGAACCGCAAUGACAUGGAGCUCCUAUCAGCCGUAGAUAAGACUACGGCGGAGCAGGGGCAGGCGGAGGAUGAGGGCGAGGUGGAGCCGAAUGCGAAUGUGGAGGCGGGUGACUGGCUGGAAGAGCGAGUGGAGCUACGAGCGAAACGGGAGCGUAACGCCGCCAGCGAGUUCAGUCUCAGUGCGACGAGCGGCAGGAGUGGCUGCGGCAGCUCGGAAUCCAUACACACCUCCACCUCCUCGACGGCCACCGCUGCCACCGUGACGUCAUCGGCGGGUCGUUCCGGUGGCCGGCGCAAAUAUAGCUUUAAGACGCACGCCGGUAAGUCCUAUCACCAACACCACCACCCCAUCCGCCGGGUGAGCAAUAUGGACGCCCAUAGCAGUGCCCCUAACAGCUCCAGUAUGGUGGCCAAGCUGACCCAACAGUUCAACGAGAUUAUCCAGAAAGAUGCCCGACUCCUGGAGCAGGUGAAGCGCAACAAUGGCGUCUGGCUGUCACGAGGCACCCACGUCUACAAGGUCAUCGAGCGGGAGCAAGGCAGUGCGGAGGAGAACCGCAUCUCCACUGUCCAGAGGAACAUCAAGAAGUUCGAAAAGCUGGAGAAGCCUUCGAUUCCCCAGAAAACCGAACAGCUGAUGCGGAAACACCGCGAGCUGAUGGCCAGCAGUCCCCGGGGAAGUCUCAAUCCUAAGGGUUCCAGAGUCAAGAGGAAUCUCAAGCUGCCCGCGGGAUGUAUGGGAAUACCAGAGGAGGAGGUGAAAGCGCCCACGGAGAAAGGCUGCACCGGUAUUCCCGAACAGCCAGCUAAGCAACCAAAAGACAAAAUACCCAAAGAGGAGGUGGAUGCGAGAUCCAAUGAGGAACUGCAUCUAGUUAUAAACAAAGAAAAGCCAGAAACGGAAGGAGAAGCUGACGAUUUGGAGCCAGAGCAGGAGGAGGGUUUCAGACAGAAGUGGAAACACAAAAAGUCCUCCAUCUACGAAAAGCUAAGAUUCCCCUUCAAGGGACGAAAGUCGGCCAGUCCCUCGCCCACCAAAGGACGAGCCAAGGAGGAGGCACCAAUCGUAGAGGAAGUCACCAAAGAGGAGCCCGAGGCAGAGCCUCUCAGACUACAAAUUCCCAAAGAGGACACCCCUGUGAAGGUGGACACCAAUGGUGGAUUCCUUGUCUCCCCUUGCAUCGAGGCCGAUGCGAAGAUCCUUGAUGCCCUGGAAGAACUCGACCACAAGCUGAAGGUGCUCAGUCAUCCAAGUGAGAUGUCCACAUCCGGAGACGGAGAACUCCUGAUAGCUGCCAACGAUGACUUUGAACAGCGCAUCCUGCCCAAUAACUCGUUCGUUUUCCAGUCGGCCAACAAGCAGAUCUCCAACAACCAGAUCCUGCUCAACCAAGCGGUGAAUGUUACCCUGGUGAAUGCCAUCGAGGGCGAGCAGAUGAUCAUGGAGCAGAAGCAGCUGGUGAAGAUCAGGGAGCUGGAGGAGGAGCUGCUGGAGCAGAAACCAAAGCAGACACUACAGGAGGAGGAGCAGGAGUCCAUCUACGAGCCAAUCACCCUGAACAACACUGAAACCAAGACUGAACCCCAGGCUUCCAGCCUCUAUAAGAUCGCUUCCAAAAGCCAGGAGAUCGUGGAGGAUAUAUACCAAACACUGGAGGAAACCAAGCCAACUAACUGGCUGGAGGGAUACGAGUCGAUAGCCGGAUCCCAGGAGGCUUCCGCCUUGAGUUACGAUGGGUAUGAGUCCUUUGCUCCUGAGGAGGUACUCACCACACCCACUACACCCUCGGCAGGCACAGGCACCCUGGGCCGGAAUACCCGUGACCAGUUGCCAGAGCUGCCCAAGCCCAAGAGGGUGCUCCACACUUCUCCCAUGCCUCACCGACCAGCUCCACCCAAGCCGGACGUCAAGGAGUCCGAGGAGGAUGAGAACAUCUACGACACCAUCAAGGGCUGCUAUGAGUCUGUCAACCUGAAGGCAUCCUCAACGUCCUCCUCUUCAUCCUCCAAUGGAACAGUAACCCUCACCACAGAUGCCAUCUCCCUGACCUCCAACUGCUACGAGAGUAUCUUGCAUUACAAGAAAACGAGGAUAUCGACGGGAGGGAAUCAGAAUCAGGCAACCAACGGAGGCAGUUGCAUCCAGCUCUCGAGCAGUGGCUCCACCCUGACCAUCUCCUCGGACCACAAGACCAACAGCCUGUACGAAUCCUCACUGGCGGCAGCCGGGUGUGUGAUCUACGGAAGUGCCAGCGUCGGUUGCCGCUCCUCCCUGGGCAGCAGCGCGGGGAGUCGGGAUAGCGGGAAGCCCAGGGACAAGAGGUCCUCGAUAGCAGGGUCCAGCGAUAACAGCGACGCCUGGGUGGACAUUUCGGAUGGCGAACAUGGACCUGCGCCCUUGGAAACAGCCGCCACCGAAGCCCAGUUCAUUGUUGUUCGGGAAAGAUUCAAGCCGCAUCGCACACGCAGCCCGGAUUGGUCGAAACGCAUCAGAGACAAAAGACUGCAGCAGAAGGCUAAAAGCUGUAUAGAAGAUGACUCGGAUCAUUACUACGAGACCCUGUCGCCCUUCAAGGACAAACGCCAUUCGACGCAGCUGGUGCGACAUCACCAGGAUGCCACGCAAGUGCGUUCCACGCGCUCCUCCAGCCGUCGCAGCAAGAACCACUCCGUCUCCGCCCAUGCCCUUGGUGAGCACGUGGUCAUGUCGGAUGACUACGACUCCUUUGAGACGGACAGUGAUGAGCACGGCGAGGAGGAAACAAGCCAAAGGCUGCGAAACCAAAAUGACAGCGGCGUGGACAUGCGGAAUCAUCGGCUUCCAAAGCCACCGGCUGCCCAAAACCAGGUCUACGAGUUUGUCCGCAAAUUCUUCUUCUCCAGCAAGAAAUCUCCAAAGAGCAGCCAACAAAAGCUGUACGAGAACACUCCGGCGCCCACUCAGUUCUACGUAGAGGGCGGCAAGCGAACGGAGGAUAUCUACGAAAGUACGGAUUAUGGUCCAGAGCGAAAUCCACCUCCGUCGAGCCACCUAGAGCCGCCGCCGGUUCUCAGGAAGCAGCAGAAGAACGGCAAGAGUCUGCGGUCCCGGCUCCGAAAGAGUCUGGUCGGUUCCAGCUUCGACAGCAAACAGCUGUCCACCUUGUCGGCCACACGCAGCACCUUCUACGUGGAGGAUCCCGAGGGCCUGAUCCCGGAGCUACAUGGCUCUGGGGAAAUGGAUUCCGGCUUCUCCGAGAAGACUUGCACCCCCACGCCAGAGUCCCAGAAGUUCUCUACGAUGGCACGGAAAGCCAAGAAGGAGGCAAAGGCCGCCAGGCGCCGCACCACCAUCGGACUACGACCCCACGACCCUCCACCGCCCCCGCCUCCGAUCUCGGGCAGCAAGACGCCCACCGAAACCGGGGAGCGGGAGAAUGAGCGCGAGCAGGAGCCCGGUCAGACCACCUCCUGGUACGCUGAGUGUGGAGUCUUCAAGCAGGCUACCAGUGCUGCCACUGUGUCGCCCCGAGGCGACGAGCCGGUCACGCCCACGCCCAGCGCCCACGGAGGCGUCAGCUCGUGGUACGCUGAGUCUGGCCUCUACCAGACCAGCGGCGUGUCCGUGGCCAGCUCCAGCGGCAGCUCGGGCGUCUCCACGGGCAACGAGGCCGGUCUAGGCGAUGAGCUGCCCUCGGAGCCGCAUAGUCUGUUCUCCAACGAACCGCUCUACCAAAUGUACAGUGCCGCCAAGCUAGAGUCGAUCACCCGCGACCUGGAGGCGCACGAGAGUUCCACCGACGGCUACGAGGAGAUUGGCCAGCACGCGAAGAACAAGCCAGAGCCGAUGGCCAAGCCACGGCCCUCGGCCCUGCAGUUGGUGGAGCCCAAGAAUGGGCCAUCGCGAACCCUGUGGAGCGAGAUACCCGAAGUCAUUCAGUCCCACAUACUGCCCACCUUGACGAGUCGAGAACGAAAUCUUCAGGAGGCCAAGUUCGAGAUAAUCACAUCGGAGGCGAGCUACCUAAAGUCGCUCAACCUGCUCCGGCGCCACUUCAUGAACCACAGCGCCUUUAUGGACACCUCCGUGCUGAGUGCCAAGGACCGGAAGGCCUUGUUCUCCUACAUUGUGCCCGUGCACGAGUGCUCGGAACGUCUGCUCACGGAACUGGAAGCCUGCUGGCAGGACAACAUCAUGCUACUGGGACUUAGUAGGUGCAUCUAUGAGAUUGCCGAGCGGCACUUUCAUGUCUAUGUGGCAUUCUGUGAGCACCAGGGUCGAAUGGACCGGACGUUGCGCCGGCUGAAGGAGUCCAAGGAUUCCAUGGCCUUCCAGCAGCACUUGGAGCGACUGGAGGCCAGUCCCAACUGCUGCGGCCUGAACCUGCACUCGUUCCUGAUGUUGCCCAUGCAGCGGAUCACCCGCCUGCCCCUGCUCAUCGACGCGGUCUUCAGCAAGGAGUCGCCGCUGAAUCGCGAGGAGUACGAGAGCUGGAAGCUGACGCUUGCCCUCGUCCAGAAGCUGGUGGCCCAGUGCAACGAAGCGGCCAAUCGGCGGGAGCAGGCCUACGAGUUGGAGCGUAUUGCCAGCCAACUGGAGUUUCCUGGUCACGUGCGGGCUCUGGCCAUCGCUCCGGUCGGAGUGCCGCGGGCGGGAGCGAAACCCCGCUACCUGGUGAAGCGUGGCGAGCUGACCCACCUGGUCUGGCGGGGGGAGGACGCCAAGUUGACCUUCGGUAAGCGCCUAACGAAGGUCAGCAUCUACGCCUUCCUCUUCUCGGACCUGCUGGUGCUCUGCAAGCGGCGAGGAGAGUCCAGCUUCAGUGUUUUCGACUACUGCCCCCGGAGCAUGCUGACGCUAGCCGCCGGCGACUCACUGCCCCAGCUGCCCACCAAAGACCUCAAGGACCAGGUUGGCAAGAACCUCAUCCUGAUGACCCUGCUGGAGAACUGUGACCGCAAGACCAUCGAGCUGGUCUUGUCCUGCCCCUCGGUGUCCGACCAACAGCGAUGGCUGCAGGCCAUGCGACCGCCGGAGGCUGAGACGCCCGGCGAGAAGCUAUACGAAUCCUGGGACUGCCCACAGGUGGUGGCCAAACACAGCUACGAAUCGGACGAGCCAGACGUUCUCCAGCUGGAGCUGGGCGACGUUGUCAACGUGUCCCGCAAGCUACCCGAUGGCUGGUACCAGGGCGAAAGGAUUCGUGAUGGCGCUGUCGGGUGGUUCCCCGGAAGCUAUACCGAGGAGCUGAACUCGGCGCACGUUCGAGCUCGUAACCUGAAGCAGCGCCACCGUCUACUCACCUUCACGGCUACAUAUCUGGAGGCCCAGAAGGCCAAGUGAACUGGCCACUUCCUGACCAGUUGCAAUUCCAUUUUCAUAGUCCGAAUCAGAUUCUAAGUGAACUACCAUAAUAGCCCUUUAGUUUUAGAGUUAAGGAAAUGUGAUAAUUGUUUAAAUAUCGAUGUAUAUGUUAACGAAAUCGGGAAUCCUACAAAAUAUAUCUUCCCCUUUAAAUAGUCAA